Messenger RNA from Saccoglossus kowalevskii, 828 nucleotides. RefSeq lists its product as uncharacterized. Gene Ontology annotation, molecular function: alcohol dehydrogenase (NAD+) activity. Gene Ontology annotation, cellular component: cytoplasm. NCBI's taxonomy places the organism in Eukaryota, Metazoa, Hemichordata, Enteropneusta, Harrimaniidae. The record is from RefSeq and is a predicted model, not a curated record.
CUCGAAUCCGGCACUGCCAUUGUCAAGAUACCCGAUAACGUCUCGGACAAAAUGGCGGCGCCUGUUAACUGCGCCCUGGCAACCAUGGUGAGCGCUGUAUCGUGUAUUGAUGAUUGGAAUGGAAAACUGGUUCUGGUUCAGGGUGCCGGAAUGCUUGGUCUCUAUGGCUGUGCUCUUCUCAAAGAAGCAGGCUGCGCGAAGGUCUACUGCGCAGAUAUAAACUCGGACAGAUUGUCACAAGUAUCAGAAUUCGGUGCAAUACCAUACGAUAAAGGUGCUGAAGGAUGCCCUGGAUCAUGUGAAUUUGAUGUUAUUAUUGAAGUGUGUGGCGCAGCUGCGGUUGUCAAAGACGGUAUGGACCUGGUGAAAAUUGGUGGGACGUACCUGUUUAUUGGCAUGGUACAUCCUUUCUCACAAUUAGACAUCACCGGGGAAUCCAUAAUUGUCAAGUGUCUGACGAUAAGAGGUGUACAUAACUAUGCCCCGUGGGAUUUGGAGAAAUCUGUGGAGUUCAUAGCGAAGACUGCAGACAAGUACCCGUACGAGACGCUAGUCAGCCAGCCAUUCCCAUUACAAGAUAUCGACGCUGCUGUACGUGAAACUGAAACUCAGAAGUUCUGUCGGGUUGCACUGGUUGCCGAAUGAGAUGUCAGCGACGGAGGCGUGUUUUAUUUGACUCUGAACACUGUAACUUUAUAGCGAUAGCUGAUAAAUUAGUAUUAUAAAAUAAGUUUCAUGUAUAUUGUCUUUCUUGGUUGUGUUCUUGUGAGAAAGAACACGUAUGUGACAGUGUUGGAUUUCGAAAAAUAAAAGUACGUUUUUAACAAC